This is a messenger RNA of Astyanax mexicanus (Mexican tetra), 1420 nucleotides long. RefSeq lists its product as uncharacterized. Lineage: Eukaryota; Metazoa; Chordata; Actinopteri; Characiformes; Acestrorhamphidae. Bases 117 to 614 code for a protein of 165 amino acids. The transcript is spliced from 5 exons. The record is from RefSeq and is a predicted model, not a curated record.
GUGAGAGUUCCUGUUCAUCUUCACUUCCUAAAAGCUUUAAAGAAGAGCAGAAGUUUAUCUCAGUUCUAUUUUAACUCGACUUUAACUCUUUAGCUUUAAUUCAACUCGGCCUUAAAAUGAUCCUGAUAACUUUAUCAGCUGUAAUCUUAAUUUUCUCAGGUGAGGUUUGGGGUCAGUACCGGCAGAGGCUCACCUGUCCGUACAGUUCGGAUCAGAGCACCUGGACGAGGGUUUGGUGUAAACGGGACGAGGUGCGGAAGCACUGCUGCACCGGAUUCACCUUCAGUACCGGGUCGCACCAGGCGGCGGACGGGAGUCUGAGUGUUCAGGACGGGGGCAAGGAGUUCGUGGUGUCGGUGGGGAGUCUCCCGCUGGGGGACGGGGUUUACUGGUGCGGCGUCCAGAACCAAACCGGUAUCAUCAUUAAACUGGCCGAGAGUCAACUUUACACCACUCCGCUGGGCUUCAUCUGGGACGUCCUGCGCUGGGUUCUGUUCCUCCUGCUGCUGCUGACGGUGACGGGAACCUCCCUCUACUCCCACCAGAAACAGGGGAAAGAAAAGAAGAGAGACGCUGUGUAUGAGAGCUGCGAUAUGGAAGAAAAACAGCGCUGAAAAUAAACUCAGACGGAGAGACGAUCAGACCUUCAAUCAAAAAGAUCAAAUAAAUCCAGAACUUUAUUAAUAAAAAUUAUUCAAAUGAUUCUUUAAGUUCUGAUAGAAAAACACUUUGAUGUUUCAGAUGAACUGAUCUGUAAUUGGAAAAAAUUGGGAUUAAAUUAGUCUUGGAUUAAAUAGCUUCAUUAUUGUUGAUCUAAAACUGGGUUUCAUCCCCGUCCGGGAAACAGCCCUAUAGAGUUAGCAUCAUUAGCAUUAGCAUAUCACUGAGCUGCAGCAGAGCUUUUGCACCAAAAUAUUUGCAUUUGAUUAAUUUACCUUUUGUUCUAUUUUAUAUUAAAUUUAUAAUAGUUUCCAUUUAACCCAAUCAAACCUCUGUGUUUUUGAAUAUAUUUAAAUAUUUGAUCUCGAUCACCAGUGGAGAUGAAGGGAAUAAAUCUCCAUCUCAUUUAUAUAUAAAUCAUUUAUACUGAUUAUACACCAGGUACAUCAGGUACAUCAGGUUGUCCAAACUUUCUCCUCAUCAGAAAAGAACAUUUCUAUUAUUUCUAUUUUAUUACUGAUGAUCAAAGUGUUCAGUUACACGAUCAUCUCUCAGUAUUGAUCACAUGAAGAUAACGUGACCACAACAUUAAAUAUGUUCAGAAAUGCAGGUUUAAUGAGGGAAUUUUCACGGUUUAUUAGGUUUGUUUAUGAUGCUGAAAGUGUGGAAUUCGUUUAAACUAAGUUUUUAUAAAUGUGUAUAAAUGUAUCUGUGUUUUCAGAUCAAUUCCUUAAUAAAUAUUCGAUUUUGGCUUUUUCAA